This is a messenger RNA of Electrophorus electricus (electric eel), 2412 nucleotides long. RefSeq names its product pannexin 2 (gene panx2). The record is from RefSeq and is a predicted model, not a curated record. Lineage: Eukaryota; Metazoa; Chordata; Actinopteri; Gymnotiformes; Gymnotidae. Gene Ontology annotation, cellular component: plasma membrane. Gene Ontology annotation, biological process: monoatomic cation transport; cell-cell signaling; positive regulation of interleukin-1 production. Gene Ontology annotation, molecular function: wide pore channel activity.
GCACUGCAGAUUAACUCUUGUGACGCCAAGGAUGCUCAGUAUUGGGUCUGUGUAAGCAGCGUUCAUAGAUGCCUCUGUCAGCACUCAUUAAAGGAGCCGUGUCCCAGCGUGACCCCGUAAUUCCCCUCGUGCUUCUGUGCAGACCGAGCUCAGCAUCACCCAGUACAACCACCAGGGCCAGGAGAAGCACCAGCCAUUUCAGCUCAACCACACUGGUCCUUCUGUGACUGCGGAUGUGUCCGUCAUCUUCCCCCAGCACACAUCCUUCCCUGCGUGCCACUGCCGACCGCACUGUGACGGACACGCGCUCCUCAGCCUGUCGCGUUGCAGCGUGGAGAGCCAGGCCAUCCAAUCCAGCGUGUCGUGGUCUUAGCCGAGGGCGGGCUGCGUGUGCCGGAUGCAGAAUCUCUUCGAGCAGAACUUAGACAUGGCCACAGCUUUGCUCGCGGGGGAGAAGCUGAAGGAGCUGAUCCUACCUGGCUCCUCACAGGACGAGAAGGGCGGCGCACUCGCCGGCCUCAUGGUGCAGCUCAAGCUCGAGCUGCCCUUUGACCGGGUUGUCACCAUAGGAACGGUCAUCAUCCCCAUCCUGUUAGUCACCCUGGUCUUCACACGGAACUUUGCAGAGGAGUCGAUAUACUGCUACACCCCACACAACUUCACGCGUGACCAGGCGCUCUAUGCCCGAGGCUACUGCUGGACAGAGCUCCGGGACGCCAUUCCGGGAGUGGAGCCUGAAUUCCGGCCCUCGCUGUUCGAGCACAAGUUUCUGCCCUACGCCCUGCUGGCAUUUGCAGGGAUCAUGUACAUCCCGGCUCUGGGCUGGGAAUUCCUUGCUUCCACCCGCCUCACCUCCGAGCUCAACUUCUUGCUGCACGAGAUCGACAACUGCUACCACCGGGCGGCCGAGGGACGGGCGCCCAAGAUUGAGAAACAGAUCCAGUCCAAAGGGCCGGGCAUUAGCGAACGAGAGCGGCGCGAGAUCAUCGAGAACGCCGAGAAAGAGAAAAGCCCCGAGCAGAACCUUUUUGAGAAGUACCUGGAGCGGCGAGGGCAGAGUAACUUUUUAGCCAAGCUGUACCUGGCGCGGCACCUGGCCAUCAUCUGCCUCAGCUCCAUCCCUAUCUCCUACCUGAGCACGUACUACGCUCGCCAGAGGCAGAACGAGUUCACCUGUGCUCUGGGUGAGCCGCCCGACGUCAGCAGCGUGCCCGAGCUGCGUCUGAGCGUGAACUGCAAGCUGCCGGCUGUGCAGCUCCAGCGGAUCAUGGCCGCCGUGGAUCUGGCACUGCUCUGCGCGGUGAACCUCAUAAUCCUGCUCAACCUCCUGCACCUGUUCGUGGUGCGCAAGUCCAACUUCGUGUUUGACAAGCUGCACAAGGUGGGCAUCAAGACGCGGCGACGCUGGCAGAAGUCGCAGUUCUGCGACAUCAACAUCCUGGCCAUGUUCUGUAACGAGAACAGGGACCACAUCAAGUCUCUGAACAGGCUGGACUUCAUCACCAACGAGAGCGACUUGAUGUACGACAACGUGGUGCGACAGCUGCUGGCUGCUUUGGCCCAGUCUAACCAUGACGCCACGCCCACUGUGCGAGAAUCCGGGAUCCAGACAGUCGACCCCAGCAUCGACCCCUCUGUGCUUGGCGUGGGCGAGCUGGGAGCAGAGACGGUCAUCAAAAGACCCCGGAAAAAGAUCAAGUGGAUUCCCACAUCCAACCCUCUGCCUCAGCCCUUUAAAGAACCACUAACACUGACUCGUCUGGAGAACAGCAUCAAAGCAGACAAACCCAAGCCUGUACGUCGGAAGACCGUGGCGGAUAGCUUCAUCGCACCUCUACUGGACAACAAGAACACUCAAAACCCUCCCAAAGCCGCAGAAACAAACAAUGGAACAGAGAAGAAGCACACUCGUAAUUUCUCCCUGGAUGUCCAUCCAUAUAUGUCAAACAUCUCAAAGCCUAAAUCAGAAAUGACCAACCCCCAGCCCCCAGCUGAUGUCCACUCCAUGGACACUGUGUACCUCGACGGAGCUCACUCUGUAGUCCACAUCUCUUCUGCCCUCAGUGAAAAGAAUGAGCCCCCACCUCAGUCUAGCACCGCUGCCUUUUCCAUGGUAACCCUCCCCACCACAUCCUUUUUGAACGGAGGGACGGCUGGCUUACAUCUGCCCGGGUCCCCUGAGACCAUGGAGCCUGCGAAACAGCUCCCUGAGUCUGAGAGCCAGCCCGCAUCCUACAGCUGUAAGGUCUCACAUCCACUGCUCAGCAUCCACCACACUCUGUACGAGGAGGAGGAAGACGACCGGGAGCAUACAGACAAACUAGUGGAGAGACCUGGAGAGCUUAUCACUGCAGGAGAGUGCUGAUGGCGCACGCACGCACAUACACACACAUGAGUGCAAAUACAUGCAUG